This is a messenger RNA of Amoebophrya sp. A120, 3664 nucleotides long. The record is from the annotation of a GenBank genome assembly. Lineage: Eukaryota; Dinophyceae; Syndiniales; Amoebophryaceae.
AGUAGGACGAGAGGGCGAGGAGGAGCGCGAGCGCCAUACAGACGCAUCGUGUCAGAACAACAAAACUUUUUACUGAACCCUACGAACGAAGAAGGAGGCGUUCAAUCGAAGAUGUCGAUCACGACCACCAAGCCGGCCCCGGUUCAGAAACCGGGAACAAAAAGCUGCACAGCUGCAAUGAAGAAACCAACCACCUCCCACAAGUUCUCUUCCAUGAAGACCCCCGCAACCCCGGUUGUUCCUCUAUCCACCAAAAAACAACCAUCCCCAUCCAAUUUGUCAUGCAAAACAUGUAUGAAGUCCUGUGUAUGAAGUCCUGUGUCCGCCCGCCCCCCGGGGAGGGGAUCCUUGACCUGUGGCGCUGGGUGCGGGUGUCCACUACAUGAUGAUGAUGAUGCAUAAAAUGGAUGGUGAUGAUUCUUUUUUCCUGGAUAUCCUCCGAUCAAAACCUCCAAACUUCACGAGGAGCUCUGGAGCAAGUGGACGCCGGCGGAGAAGAAAGUUCUCGAGAAACUCAACACCCCGGAAAAAAUCCAGCUCUACCUGGACAACGAGAUCAAGUACGGUGGGGAAGACGGCUGCCGGUCCAUCCGGCACACCCUGAAAACGAAGGAGGCGCACUGUCUCGGUGGGUCCUUGCUGUCCUACUACCUGCUUACCCGGCACGGCUACGAAGCCUUCUGCAUCGGUUUGGAAGCCGUGAACGACGACUGUCACGCGAUUUGCGUCUACACGGUGACGAGCCCGAUCUCCGGGAAGAAGUACUACGGAAGUCUGUCGAAGUCGUAUCGACGGCAGAAGUAACGUACUAGUAAUUUGAUCAGCACGAGAAAUGAACUUUGUAAAAAUGCUGGUUAGCGUACACGGAUAGAUCUGUCGUGCAUGACUGCCCUUACUACGAGUACGAUUUAUACUUUUGCCAUGCAUAAGUGGAACUUCACCCUGAUCCGGUCCCGAGAUGCAGUCUACUCCUCCCUCCGCGAACUGGUGAUGAGUUACUGGGAUUUCUACUUCAAUACGGACGGAGAAAAAACGCUGGUGUGCUACACGAAACCGUUCAUAUGAACUGCAAAGGUAUGGUACUCGUAUGAAUGCAUUACAAAUUUCCUUAGCAUGAGAAAUAACGUUUGUCGUGCGCAUUUACCUUACGAAAAAAAUUUGUAAUGCAUGACUGCCAUUACUACGAGCGCGAUACUUUUGCACAGGAUAGCUCAAGGCGUUCACCGAUUUCAAGGGGGUGAAGGGGAAGGAGGACAAGUUUUCCUGGAUGUUCAACGAGUCCGGAAAGGAUGCGAAAUAUGCAUUGCAAAUAAAGCGUCGUGGAGGUGUUGGUGUAACUGCAGAACAGCAUGACAAAAUUUUGAAAACGCAAAACUCAAAAUCGUCACUUUGUCAUGCUAGACCUGCCUACACCAAAGGUCCUUUGUAUUGCACAGUCCUGCUCCAUCAAUCUGUAGUCAGAUUACAUUAACUAGCAAUAUGACACAUAAUGCUCCAAUAUGACAUUUGACCAGGACGACAUGAAAAACCUGCCAAAACGCGCAUUAUCAUAUUGUAAUAUUGUCAUAUUGUCAUAAUGCAUAUUGCUCGCGACAGCCCGGCGGCUGAAAAUUGGUCCCACCCGACACGCUGCCGGCCAGGUGUUGCGAUUCUAGGACCCUUUAGGCGGGUGCGUAUGCAUUUGCGGAAAAUUUGGCGGGGCGAUGAGCCGUACGCACUUCCUCCGCCCCUCUCGCCCUUGCCCAGGGGGCGUGGCGCUCGUGGCGUGGCCCCUCUCGCCCCUCUUGCAGCGUCGCAUUUGUAGCGCGUCCUAGUGCACUGCAGCUUUUAGCACCAGCAUCGCCCCGGCUCUGGGGCGUCAUCGCUUAUUGUACUCCGAAAGCACAACGCACGAAGCUGAUCGCCACACCCACACCACAAAUAAAGCAUUAUGACGCAAUGGCUGCUGAAUUUUGAGCAAUUGGAUUCGCGUGCGGAAUAGAAUUCGCAUGAGAGCGGGCGACCCGUGGCAAAGUCAUUCGGGUCGCAACGGCCCAGGUCGCGCACAUGUUCCUCUGGUUCGGACAAUUGUGCCCUUUUCGCCGCCGCUAAAACAAAACGGAGGGACAGGAAGCAGGCCUUGCAGCGCCAGUAGUGCGUGGCGGGCGCUGCCGGGCCCGCUUUCGGGGGCGGGGGUUCCGACUUUCAACACCUUCUGGUCAUUUUGCUCAAAAUGCCGCAGUCAUAUUGUCAUUUUGUCAUAUUGCCAUAUUGCAUAUUGGUAAAAGUGUCGAAAUUUUGCUAGUUAAUGUAAUGUGUGUAGUUCGUCUGCGACGUGUAGUUUGUCCUGCAUAAGCAGUACUGUGAGCAGGUGUUUGACGAAAUGGACACGGUUUCGCUCUUUCCGGCGGAGGACCAGGCGGCUAAGAAGAAGAUGAUGACGGCUUAUGCAAUACAAAAGUACACUCAGAAGGACAAACCGCAUGACAAAUUUACUUGAGUUUCAGCUACACAAAUACGAGAGAAGAAGUUUGUCAUGCAGGGACGCAUCUACUGUUGGUGAUGAUGUUGUUGUACUUUUGAAAUUGGAUAUCGCAAUGAAGUCGCUGAAGUACGACACGCGGAAAGAGGGGAAGAAGCAGGAACACGUUUCGUGUUUUGGAAAAUCCGUUUUUACCGCGCCGAAGAUCUUGGUGGAGGGAGGGAUAUGAACUGCAAAACAAGUAUCGUACUCGUAUAAAUGCAUUACAAAUUUCCUCAGCAUGAUGAGAAAUAAAAUUUGUAAUGCAGAUUUGCCUUGGAAACAAGAUUUGUAAUGCAAGACUUGCAUUGGCAUUUGUACGAGUACGAUACUUUUGCACAGGAUAAGGGACUCUGGACAGCAACCCGGAUGGGCUGUACCAGUGCUAGUGCAGUUGAAGGUGAGGACGAAGGUAGGAGCGAGUGCCGGAAAAAUGCUUUCAAACUACGAUGUAAAAUGUAGAUGUACUAGUAUUUGCGUGUCUUUCACUGUUGAUACAGAUACUUACAGAUACUGCAAGAAAGGCGGGCUUUACCGGAAUCGAAUUGAUUUUCUUCCGACGAUCGAGAGUUCGACUGUAAGAUCAAUGCUUUAUUGUACGACCGUUGUAAUUCUGUUUGUGACUGGACUGAAAAUGCAAUCCCACGCUUAUGUCGAUGUUUGGAACGAAAAGAAAACAAGUGUGGGCCGCUCAUGUUUACUUGCCGCAGCUAGUAAAAGCACACUUCUACUGUUUCAUCUACUUUUCUCAAACCCAGUUUAGUCUCCUCAAACGGCCGCGAGCAAAUGCUAGAUUUCCACUCAAACCGCAAGCAAUCGUGCCUGUUUUGUAAAGGUGGAUGGUUAGGCUAUGGCACAACAGCAUAUCAAAUUUUCCCAGCACGGUUAUUUUCGUUUUGACCACGACCUGGUUCCAAACCUACACCCAAAUGAACCUUUUCUGAUUUUCCUAAAUGCUCCUUGUAUCUGGAUUCGGAUUUCAACCUGGAAGUAGGCGACCUCCAUGCGCAUCUGUCUGCAUGUUGCUGGUGUGCUAAUGACCGUGUAGUAGAAGGUCCUACUUACAACUUCUCGCACGAACAUGUUCAUUGAUAACGGGCCAAGGCUGACCGAUGAAUGUUGACGCGGUAACACCACAAAGAUGUUGGCCAGAGAUUCAUGACU